AUGUUAUCUGGAUGGAGCACACAUGGUGUUUUAUCUUGCCCUAUAUGUAUGGAUCAAAGCAAAGCAUUUUACUUGAAAGAAGGGAGGAAGCCAUCUUUUUUUGAUUGUCAUCGUCAAUUUUUACCAAGUGAAAAUCCUUUUCGAAAGGAUAGGAAGUCAUUUAAAAAAGGUAAAGUUGAGAAGUCAUCUCCUCCAAGAAGAUUAUCAGGUGAAGGAGUUUUGGAAAAAGUGUGUCACUUUCCUUCUGUUAUGGAAAAAAUUGGGACAAACAAGCUUUCAGGUUUUGGGGACGAACACAAUUGGACCAAAUGGAGUAUAUUUUGGGAGUUGCCAUAUUGGCACACAAAUCUUAUAAGACAUAAUCUUGAUGUGAUGUACAUUGAAAAAAAUAUGUUUGACAACAUAUUCAACACUGUCAUGGAUGUUAAUGGUAAGACAAAAGAUAAUAUAAAUGCAAGAAAAGAUCUUUCUUUGUAUUGUAAUUGUCCAAAUUAUGAGUUGAAAAUAAAUGUUGAUGGUAAGAUUAGCAAGCCUAUAGCACCUUACACCUUAGGAAAGGAAAAGAAGAAGAUGGUAUGUGAAUGGGUUACAAAUUUAAGGCUUUCUGAUGGAUAUGCAUCAAAUUUAUCUAAAUGUGUUGACAUUCAAGCUCUUCAAAUGUCAAAAAUGAAAAGUCAUGAUUGUUAUGUUUUCAUGGAGAAGUUGCUACCAAUUGCAUUAAGGGACUUAAUUCCAGAGGCAAUUUGGAAUGUCAUAACUGAAGUUAGCAUGUUUUUUAAAGAUUUAUGUUCAACUAUAUUGCAAGUAGAGCAAAUGCAAAAGCUAGUGGAGAAUAUUGUUGUCACACUUUGCAAAUUGGAGAAAAUAUUCCCCCCAGGAUUCUUUGAUUCUAUGGAACACUUACCAAUUCAUCUUCCAUAUGAAGCAAUGGUUGGUGGUCCGGUACAAUAUCGAUGGAUGUAUCCAUUUGAGAGGGUUUUACAUGACUUGAAAAAGAUGGUAAAAAAUAAAGCUCGUGUGGAAGGUUCAAUUUGUGAAGCUUACUUGAUGCAAGAAAUUUCAAACUUCUGUUCAUAUUAUUUUCUUCCUCACAUUGAAACCAAGCUAAGCAAAGUAGGUAGAAAUGAUAAUGGUGGCGAGGUUACUGCACCAGAUGGAUGCCUUUCAAUAUUUACUCAUCCGGGUCGGGCUAGUGGAAAGAUGCGUAAAAGGCAUUUAAGUGAUGAGGAAUUCAAUGCAGCUACAAUAUAUGUGCUUUUAAAUUGUGUUGAGAUUGAGCCAUUUUUAAAGAUUUUUGAAGAUGAAUUGGUGGUAGAAAAUCCCAACAUAACUGAGGAAGAGAUUGAGAGGAAGACAAACAAUGAGUUUGCAAAGUGGUUAAAUACAUAUGUAUUUGAUCAAAAAAAUGGUGUACUUGAUAGUAGAGUAAAGUACUUGGCUUCUAGUCCUUUUCGAGAAGUGCAUACAUGGCAUCAAUAUAAUGUCAAUGGGUACAGAUUUCAUACAAUGGCAUAUGGCUCAAAUAAAACAACCAUGAACAGUGGUGUUUGCAUUAAAGGAAAGUGUUAUGGUGAUUUGGAGAAUGACUACUAUGAGUUGUUAAAUGAUAUAAUUGAAUUAGAAUAUCAUAACCCAAGUUUAAAAAGAACAACACUUGUGUUGUUUAAGUGUGAUUGGUUUGACCCUAUUAUCAAUAAGAGAUGGAAGGUACGUAAGCAAUUUGGUUUAGUUGAUAUUAAUCACAAAAGGAGGUUUAUGAAGUAUGAACCUUUCAUAUUAGCUGAACAAUCUCAACAAGUAUAUUUUGCUGAAUAUGCUAGUAGGAAAAAGGAGAGAGCUGAUUGGUGGGUUGUAUAUAAAGUAAAAGCUGGAAGUAUGAUUGACUCACCAGAUUUGGUUUAUCAAGAGGAUGAAGUGUUUGAGCUGAUUGAACCUGAUGUAAAUGAUAGGCUUGAUCAUUUGAGUGUAGAAAUUGAACAUGAAGAGGAACUUGUGGAUGUUCAAGAUCUUAAUUGUGAAAUAAUUGAUGAUCAACGGCAUUUAAGUUGUGGAGACACAGAAGAAUCUGAAUUUGAGACUCAAGAGGAAGAUAGUGAAGAGGAAAGUGAUGAAAAUAUCCAAUAUGAGGAGGAAGAUGAAGAAUCAAACUAAUAAACAAUGCCUAGAGGAAGAGGUCAAAGAGGAAUAUUAUGAGAUAGAGGAUGCAGACAUGCUGAAAGGAGUGAAGAUAAUACUAGCACACUAUGUAGCCAAGAGUAUUCAGAAGAAGUUGUGAACACACAUGCUGGAAGUGUUCGACUGCACUUAUGUGUUGUUGGGAAAGGGGAUUCGUUAUCCUCACAUGAUGCAGUUUGCGAUAUCACCAAAAUAUUUAAAAAAUCAUUCUCAGGUGUAUGGCCCACUUGGACUUCCAUCCCAUCUCAUGUUAGAGACCAAUGGCUUGACGAACUAAAUGUAUGUUAAUUCUUCAUUUUUAAUUGUCAUGGAUAAAUCUAGAAAAACCUGGAUAAACCUGAUCCUUGGGACUAUUUAGCUUUAAUUGUCCUUUUCUGUUACACACACACAUAGUGCAUUCUUGUAGUACUAUGUUGGCCUUUUUUUAAAACCCCCUUUUCUAUAUAUGCACACUUCUACUCUAACAAGUCAAGUUAGUCAUGUUGCGUGUUUAACUUCAGUGUUUCAUUUUAUCCUAACUAAUUUUGGAUUAUUUGUUUGAGUUCAAGUCUCACUUGGAUUAGGAAAUUGGUGUUUUAAAGUGACUAAAAAUAGGACGUUGGCUUGUGCUGACCAUAAAAUAUUGAUUUUGUAUUCAGCAACCACAAGAAGUAAGAACAAUACAGUUUGAAGUUUAUGUUAUUCCUUUUCUCCUUUUAUUAUUCUCUUAGAAUAUAAAAACAUAAAGCUCCUUGUUUUCCACUUGAAUAUUGGGAGAAAAGUAAAGAAGGUAGAAAUACUAGUUUAUAUAUGCAUAAAACCUCAACAAUAAGUCACCAUAGAUUAAAACCACUAGAGGUGCAUGUAUAGCUACACUUGAUUGAUGUUAAGACCUGGUAAAAAGGACCAAGAGGGUAAAAGUCAUACUCUUUAUUGACUGCAUCCGCAUCUGGAAUUGGAACUAGUGGUUUAAUUUCCCAAUUUUUUUGUGUACCGGGUACUGUCAACAAUUGCCUUAAUGAUAAUCUACAAUAAGGAUGAAAAAUCUAAUAAAAUUAUAGAGACAAAGUGCAAACAUAAACAAUCUUUCAAAUGAGUUUUCAAUAUAAAGAAGCUGUGUACUUUUACUUUCCUUUAUAUCUCUUAUCUGAUUGUCAUAUACUAGUAUCCUUUAUAUUGUAUUUCUGUUCCUACUUUUCUGCUGCUGUUAGGAUAAGUUUUAUUUUAUUCAAUUUUGCAAGCCUAUCUCUUGGGAUCUUAUAGGAAAUAAUCAAGGAAAUAACUUGUUUAUUUUGUUUUGUAAAUAAAGUGAAACUAACAUUCAAACAUAAGUGCUUAACUCUUAAGUUUGAUAUAUUUUAGCUGCUUUUCUCUCUUCAUUGUCUAUAUUGUGUACAUGUAUUGGUGUAUUCUUAUAUUGCUUGCUCUUUGUUCCUUACUCUACUAUUAGACUAUUUUCUAUAACUUUUGAGCUUAUGUGCUACUUUUAAUUUAGAGAUUAUAUCAUUGGGAGGAAAAUGAAACAAAGAUAAUAAGAUAUGCCUAUGAAGCCAUUGGCUCUAGAUGACUUAGUGAUAUUCUUGGAAAAGAAAGGAAAAAGCAUAGGGAAAAUGAAAAUUAUGUUCCCAAUUGGAUAAGUGGAGCUCACUGGAAUGAACUUGUGCGGUAUUGGAAUACCCCAAAAUCUAAAAAGAUUUCAACAAUCAAUUCAAACAAUGGAUUGGCAAAUCCAUCUCUUCAUACAGGAGGAUCUAUUCCCACACAUUUGCAUGUUGCAAAAUUGGAAAAAAGCACUGGAAAGAGAGUGAUGUUGUCCCAAUUAUAUGUGGCUACACAUAAGAAAAAGAAAGACAAUCAAUGGGUUGAUAAGAAAUCAAAAAACACCUAUGUAAGUUUAGAUUCUCAAAUUAAAAUGAUAUCUUCAUGUUUUGAUUAUUUAUUAAUUCAUUUGAACUUUUUAAGUAACAUUCAAGAAAGAUAUUCAACAAGCUGCUGGAAUUCUGAAGAGAUUAUUGAGGAGGAAGAUGGACAACAAGGAAAUAGUGAUGCUGCUGUAGGACUUGAAAAUGAACAUGCAGGGGAACAGCCAACCCAACAAGUUGCAAAUGAUGACUUUCUUCAAACUCAAGCCUCUCUCCCUUCAAAAGAAGUGGCUCAAGCAUGGUUGAAGGCUAUCGAGGGGACAAAAAAAAGUGGUAAAGUUUAUGGAUUGGGAUCACAUGCUGCUAUAGUAUGUGGCUUUGCUGGCAACUCUGUAUUCCACAUUAACAAUGCUCCAUCUCCUGCUGCUCCCCAAUCUACAAUUAUAGAUAAUGUUGUUCAAACGCCUGCAUUUGAAGAAGCUAUUAACCGUGCUAUAGAAGAAAGGGUACAACGUGUUCUUGAAGAAAAGAUGAACUAAGCAUUAAAUCAAAGAUUGUCAGAUAUAAGACUUUCAAUACAACAAGACAUAUUUGGGGCUAUUCGAACUCUAGGUGAAAAGGUCUCAACUCCACAGCAAAAUGCCAAUAGCUCUAAUUCCUCUAGGCAACAAGAUUCUAAUCAUGAUUGUGCAAAAUAACUUAUGUAUGAAGUGUUUUGAACUUGCUAUGUACUUUUUUUGUAUUUUGCAUAACUCUCUAUGUAUGAAGUAGCUUGAACUUUAUGACUAUAAUUGAUAUAGUAUUAAAUUUUUGUUA
Prosopis cineraria is the source of this 4832-nucleotide messenger RNA. RefSeq lists its product as uncharacterized. Lineage: Eukaryota; Viridiplantae; Streptophyta; Magnoliopsida; Fabales; Fabaceae. The coding region runs from base 1 to 2151 and encodes 716 amino acids. The transcript is spliced from 7 exons. The record is from RefSeq and is a predicted model, not a curated record.